Fonsecaea multimorphosa CBS 102226 is the source of this 906-nucleotide messenger RNA. RefSeq lists its product as uncharacterized. The coding region runs from base 1 to 906 and encodes 301 amino acids. NCBI's taxonomy places the organism in Eukaryota, Fungi, Ascomycota, Eurotiomycetes, Chaetothyriales, Herpotrichiellaceae. The transcript is spliced from 2 exons. The record is from RefSeq and is a predicted model, not a curated record.
AUGGCCUUCAAGAGUGUCCUCCCUCCGUUCGAGAAACGGCCAAGGUCGCAAAGCAACUGGCCCAGCGCGAAUGCGAAAUUUCUUUAUGCUCUCCGCGAAAACUUUUCGGUGUCGACAUGGAUGCUCCUUGGAGCUCUGCUGCAGUCUUUGGUCGUCUUGGUCAUACCUCGCUUCUACGCCAUGCUUCCAUCCCUUCUUGUCCUUGGGAUUCGUCUAGCGGAUACCAUGGCCAUUACUUGGGGCCGGAAGAAAAACCACUAUCUCGACGAAGCUAUCCUGUACCGCACUUCUCCGCAGAUCCCGGACGAGGAUGGCACGUUCCAUGAGGAAGCAUCGGAAGAGAAGCUCGCCGUCUUCAUGUUGGGAGCCAAAGUCAAUCACCCACUUGGGAUAUUUGCCCCGAACGUCAAGACAAUAGGCGACUAUCUGUCCAAAAUGAUCGAGGAUCUCGAGAGCGAGAAUACUGACCUUGGCUUCUACGGCGGUACUUCGUUUACCAGCCAGGACAAGAACGGCGCCACGGAGAUCAUGAACCUCAGUUACUGGCGGUCCGCAGAAGACAUACACAAGUUCGCAUACGGCAAGCUGCAUCGCGAAAGUUGGGACUGGUGGAACAAGCAUAUCAAAGAAAAUGAUCAUAUCGGCAUCAACCACGAAAUCUUCGAAGUGGACCGCAAGCACUGGGAGGCCAUCUACGUCAACUUCCAACCGACUCUGUUGGGCGCCACGACGUAUCUGAGAAAAGGCGACAAGAUGGUCGGCGGCACAGUCGAAGACCAAUGGAUCUCCCCUCUUGUUGACGCCAGUAGGGGCAAGUUGAGAAGCAGUGCUGGCCGACUAGGCCGGAAACCUGAGGAGCUCUAUCAAAAGCAUGGGUUGGCUCCCGGUGCCGAUUACGAGGAAUGA